CAACGAUCCGAUGUACCUCCUGCGCUGCGUUUUGCGCGGUGUACGUGUGGGUAUAGACGCGUCUGUGUCCGGCAAAGGGGCCUUUGUCCGACCGCGUCGCGAGAAAUGGCGGGGACAUGACCGCGUAUCGUUCGACGCAGGCGUCACGCCAGGCAUUAUCGCCCCUUCCCUGCACCGGUAUUGUCUUUGUCUCAGAUCAUCAGCCUACGAGUCAACAUAAAGCGUAGAGUGUGUAUAGAAAUGCCUGUGCCCGUAUUAGCUGCGUGCCUUUUGAGAGACGACCGAGCGGCCGCGCUCAUCAUCUUCACCACCACUCCGCGAUGACGACGACCGCUGUCUCUGCGCCUGGCAAGGUCCUUCUCGCAGGCGGAUAUCUCGUACUUGAUCCUGCGUACUCUGGUGUGGUCGUCUCGACCAGCGCGCGAUUCUACACCAGCGUCGGCGACCUCGACGAACCGGCGAGCGUUGCAGCCGCAAAGGCGGACCGCCCGAUUGAGAUCCGCGUGCGAUCACCUCAGUUCGUGAACGCAACUUGGAUCUACGUCGUCACCUUCGUCGACGAGGCCGUGCGUGUCGAACAGGUCGCGGGCAAUACAUCCUCGUCGAAAAACAAGUUCGUUCAUCUUGCCCUCCAGCGUACGCUCUCUCUAGCACUAGAGGCUCGUGGUACUGGUGCCCUUCAGAACAGCCUUGGCUAUGGCCUGGAUAUCACUAUCGUCGGUGAUAACGAUUUCUACUCGCAAAGGGCUCAGCUAGCAGCGAAGAACCUCCCUCCGACACUCGCAUCCCUCGCAGAACUCCCACCCUUCUGUCAGACUAGCGUGCAGCUCGCCGAUGUGCACAAGACGGGGCUCGGCUCCUCCGCGGCCCUCAUCACCUCGCUCGUCUCGAGCCUCCUCGUCCACCUUCGCGUGAUCCCUCGUGACUCCUUCGCAGGUGACGCAGAGGGCGGCAUUGCGUCUGCGAGCGAGGGACGCAAGCUCGCGCACAACCUCGCGCAGUAUGCGCAUUGUCUGGCGCAGGGCAAGGUCGGGAGCGGGUUCGACGUGUCUGCGGCGGUGUUUGGGAGCCAGCUGUAUACACGAUUCGACCCCGAGGUGAUCGCUCCGCUCAUGAACGACGAUGCGGCAGUGAAGCUCCACCCAUCGAUCUCUCCUUCGAACAAUGCCUGGAAUCAUCGUGUCAAGCCAUUCAAGCUUCCACCCCUGACUAGGCUGAUGUUGGCUGAUGUCGAUGCUGGGAGUGAUACGCCCUCGUUGGUAGGGAAGGUGCUGAAAUGGAGGAAAGAGGACAGUAAGACAGCGGACGACCUCUGGGAUACAUUGGACAAAGUAAAUCAUGCAUUCAGCAAAACGCUGCUCAAGCUGUCCGAUCUCUACGCACAAGACACGAAGGCGUACACUAAAGCAGUCAAGUAUCUAUCCACUCUGCAAACGGUGCAGUGGCUCGUCAACCCGAACAUCUCGGGUGGUGACCAAGAGAUUAUGGAAGCGUUCGCGGAGGCUCAUCAGUAUUCCGAGGACAUACGCGCCAAAAUGCGUGAGAUGGGCAAACUUUCGGGCGUUCCGAUCGAGCCGCAGGAACAAACCGACUUGCUCGACGCAUGUGUCUUCGGCGCUGGCGUCAUUGGUGGCGGCGUUCCCGGAGCGGGCGGUUACGACGCGAUCUGGCUCCUUGUCCUCGACCCUGAGAACUGCCCACACGAGGAGUUGCCCUCGUCUCGGAUAGAGGGCGUCUGGGCGGGUUGGAAGGGCAUGGAUGUCUCGCCGCUCUCCGCGUCGGAGAGCGUUGCGAAAGGCGUACGACUGGAGGAUGUGGCAGGAGUGAAGGGCCUGAAGGGCCUUGUUGAUGCUCCGUGGUAGGCUCAGACGACUUCGCGACAACGACUUCGCUACAUAUGGCUUAUGCUUUUGUCUGGUGUGGUUAUAGGUGACCUCAUAGAUGAUAUUCCCUCUGCUAAUACACGCGGCCGCCGUAUAUUGUAUCCUUGAAGCUUGAAGCCUGGUUGGUCGCUACGGCCUGCGGCAAGACGCAUGGCGUGUCCUUUUGCGCCAUCCCCCGCAAGUUUCAACUAUCUUUUCCGGUUGUCACGCUGCCGCGUUGACUAGGUCCACUUACUCUGGAGGAGUGCUGUUUGCCAUGUCC
Messenger RNA from Rhodofomes roseus, 2145 nucleotides. Its product is annotated as ribosomal protein S5 domain 2-type protein. Bases 321 to 1862 code for a protein of 513 amino acids. Gene Ontology annotation, cellular component: peroxisome. Gene Ontology annotation, molecular function: ATP binding; phosphomevalonate kinase activity. The record is from RefSeq and is a predicted model, not a curated record. The transcript has 8 exons. Lineage: Eukaryota; Fungi; Basidiomycota; Agaricomycetes; Polyporales; Fomitopsidaceae. Gene Ontology annotation, biological process: ergosterol biosynthetic process; isopentenyl diphosphate biosynthetic process, mevalonate pathway.